UUGGCUAGACGUAUGCAAACAGAGGCACACGUUUUUACUAUAAAGUGAGUUACUGAGAUUACGGGUUGUUCUUUCAGUUACUCUUUCAGCUCCACUGGCUGAGCGAGCGGGAGGAGCAGCAGUGGCACGAGGGCCGGAGCUGUUGCGUGGGUCUGGGAGCCCAGAUUCUCAUCCCGGUACAGCCUGUCCUGCAGCCUUUCGGGGGGAUGUCCCUGCAGCAGCGCGCCGGGGAAGGGAGGAGAAAUCUCCUGGCGCUGCUAGGGUGCAGGAACGGAGGAGAGCCUGAGUGGGAGGCGAGGCGCCAUCCUUGGUUGAGGAAGAAACUGAAGCGGGAGCAGAAUGCCAGGCUGCAGCAACAGAGGGAGUGUUCGAAGGAGCGCAGCUUGGAGGUGGCAGUGCUGGAGAGGCGUGUUAGUGAGUUGCCAGAGCGCCUGGGGAAGAGAAAGGCAGCUCUGCCACAGGAAGAGAAUGUACCGGUUUCUUCAGAUGGGAAUUCCCCACAGCCAGUGGCUUCUGCUCCGGUCGAGUGGCAGCAGUAGGUCCUUCUAUCCAGUCCUCUGCUAUGCCAUGUAUUGCUUCCAGACCUGAACUUUGGGUGAAAGCAGCAUUCUCAGGUGGGACACGAGCCUCGCCGGGCAGGGGAGGGUCUGCUAAAAUCACAAACUCUGCCCAGCGUGGGAGAUGGGAACUGUUCACAAGCUAAAGGUCCUGCAGGUAAGAGCUUACAAUUAAUAGUUCUUAUACGGAUGUGUUUUGGUUCACUUCACAGCUCUGUUUUGGUGUUUUGGGUUUUUUUUCUAUUUGUUUUUAAAGCAAAGACUUAUUUGCAAUGUGGGUCUCACUACUUGCAAUCAUUUUUUUCUCUGCCAGUGAAUACGUUUGAUAAGCACUGAGGUUCUACGAUUCAGUUGUUCUAAAUUAAGGAAUUCUCUUAGUGAGCAAUUUGAGUUGUUAGACAGCGCAGACUGCAGAAGCAUUUUUCGGUAAACGGAUUGUUUUUUAGUUUAUUUUAAAGCUCUCCUAAAAACUCUACACCGGCGUGUGUUCGCUGGACCUGCCAGGGGGCUGCAGGGAGAAGCAGCUGGGGGGGGUUUGCUCUCUGCCCCUUUCCCACCUUCCCCUCAAUUCCCUGGGACUCCAGGGAAUCCCAGCUCCCCUUGGCUUUUCUGGGGGCCUCACAGAAGGGUUUCUAAGUGUGGCCCUGAGAUUUUAUGGCCUUGGAACUGGUGGCUGUUUCAGGGCACGUCUCACUGGGCAGUCUGUCUUUUAACAGUUCCUGGGGCAGGAGAAUUGCAGCAGAAGAAAGCAAAGGAAGCCCAGAGCCAGGACUAGGCAGGCCCGGGCCUCUGGCGAGCCCAGGUCUUGCUGCUCGGUGCCGAUUGUGCCCGGGGCUUGUUCCUCACCGUUCAGUUCCAAAUGAGAGGGGAGCAAGAGGCAGAACAGCCCACUGCUGCUGGGGCUGAGCUGUCUGCAGUGCCCGGGGGCCGGGCAGGACUUGGCCCCGGUGCCUGCAUUGCUCUGCAGCGACCAGGGAGGGGUCCCAAAAGUCAUCCCCCCGCGUGCUGUGCUGCACAGCAGGGGCUGGC
Lepidothrix coronata (blue-crowned manakin) is the source of this 1586-nucleotide messenger RNA. RefSeq names its product apoptosis-stimulating of p53 protein 2-like. Gene Ontology annotation, cellular component: nucleus. Lineage: Eukaryota; Metazoa; Chordata; Aves; Passeriformes; Pipridae. Gene Ontology annotation, biological process: regulation of apoptotic process. Gene Ontology annotation, molecular function: p53 binding. The transcript has 3 exons. The record is from RefSeq and is a predicted model, not a curated record. Bases 207 to 539 code for a protein of 110 amino acids.